Molecule: messenger RNA, 324 nt
Organism: Fusarium mangiferae
Lineage: Eukaryota; Fungi; Ascomycota; Sordariomycetes; Hypocreales; Nectriaceae
Exons: 1
Coding region: 1-324 (107 amino acids)
Source: RefSeq, a predicted model, not a curated record
AUGGAGCACGGUAUUGGCGUCGGUCUGGUGGCCCGGGUGAGCUUUGUCGAAAAUAACGUGCUGGGCCGUAUAACUGGCGCCGCUCACCAGUUUCAGACCUUGAUGGGUGUUUUUGUUUACGACGACGGGCAUGCCAGGUACGAACACGAAGAUGGUGGACACCGGGAUGGUACUGUCGCCGCCUUGAUCCAACAUCGUGAUGGCUUCUUCCUCGGAGAUGAAUAUCCGAACCUGCCGCUGACAUUGCUUGCGAAAGUCAAGCGUUGCUUCGAUGUUCAGGUUCCAACGGUUUCUAUUGAGCGGCGUCACCACUGUGAUCCCUGA